CUCGGCGACCAGUGGCUCGGCGAAAUGGCGCAGCCACGCGCAGAGAUGGACAUCCCAGACGAUGUAAGCGGCAUGAAAGAACAAGAUACGAAGGGGUGGACUCAUCGACUCACUGCCUGUCUAUGUGAUCUGUGUGGAUCAGCUUGGCGACGACCAGACGUGCGCCACGUUUCAGUUUGUGAACGAGGACCACACGCUCGGCAACGUCGUCCGAUACAUGCUCAUGAAGAAGUGCGCCGAUAGAUGUGCAGAAACCAAUCCUCCCAAUCUCUUUUGUGUGUGUGUGCAGCCCCGACAUCGAGUUCGCAGGGUACUCGGUGCCUCACCCAACCGAGAACAUCAUGAACCUGCGUGUGCAGACGACCGAGCGGCCGGCGUCCUCUGUGCUGGCCGAGUCACUGACCAACCUGAUGGCGGUGUGUCUGCACGUCAAGCGCACCUACAGGAAGGCACUGAGGAUACACAGCAAAUACCAGCAGCAGCAGCAGCAGCAGGAGGGGGAGGGUGGGGGUGCGUCUGCUGCUGCUGCCGCUGCUGCGGGGGGAGGGAGCAGUUCUUAGCGGGAAGGUGGCUGUCGAUUGUUUCCAUCGUGAAUGCAACACGCAGCCAGGCGGACAGACCAGCUCCAUUGGAUCUGCCCGCGUGCCUGCAUGGCGCAUGCAUGAGCAAGGGAGCAACUGAUGCCGGCAAAC
Messenger RNA from Vitrella brassicaformis, 692 nucleotides. NCBI's taxonomy places the organism in Eukaryota, Vitrellaceae. The record is from the annotation of a GenBank genome assembly.